Messenger RNA from Labrus mixtus (cuckoo wrasse), 865 nucleotides. It is a transcript of the gene plaat1, whose product is annotated as phospholipase A and acyltransferase 1. The record is from RefSeq and is a predicted model, not a curated record. Gene Ontology annotation, biological process: N-acylphosphatidylethanolamine metabolic process. Gene Ontology annotation, cellular component: cytoplasm. NCBI's taxonomy places the organism in Eukaryota, Metazoa, Chordata, Actinopteri, Labriformes, Labridae. The coding region runs from base 248 to 784 and encodes 178 amino acids. The transcript is spliced from 5 exons. Gene Ontology annotation, molecular function: glycerophospholipid phospholipase A1 activity; A2-type glycerophospholipase activity.
AAACUGUCAUCACUCAGAGCAGCGACACUGAAAUACCUCCACCAGGACCCCCAGCUACUGGUUUGGCUUUUGGAAUAUUUUACAACCUUUUUUUAUCAUCUCGAGAAUUGGAAAUCAAUCUCUUGCUUUUUUUUUUUCGUUUCUAACUGGAUUUUUCCACGGUUAUGUGCGGAUUUAUGAUGGAGAAUUAAAAUGGUGAGGAAGAAAAAGCUGCUGGUGUUCGAAAUUUGUGGAAGCAUGAUGUGGGAUGGAUAAGCAACAACAAACAUCUACUAUGGCCUCUAAUGACCCUGACCUUUCUGACCCCUCUGGUGACCCCCAGCCUGGUGACCUCAUUGAGAUCUUCAGACCAGCCUAUCAGCACUGGGCUCUCUACCUGGGAGAUGGUUACAUAAUCAACUUAACUCCUGUUGAUGAGAGCCCGGCAGCCGCCAUGUCCAGCGUGAAGUCCGUCUUUAGCCGGAAGGCGGUGGUGCGCAUGCAGCUGCUGAAGGAGGUGGUGGGGAGUGACUCAUACCGUGUCAACAACAAGUACGACCACAACCACACACCUCUACCCAUCAGUGAGAUCAUCCAGCGAUCGCAGGUCCUCAUCGGCCAGGAGGUGUCCUAUGACCUGCUGGGGAGCAACUGCGAGCACUUUGUUACCCUCCUGCGCUACGGGGAGGGGGUGUCCGAGCAGGCUACACGGGCCAUUGGGGCCAUCAGUUUGGUGACGGCAGCAGCCAGCGCCUUCUCUGUCCUGGGACUGAUCAACACACGAUCCAGAAACAGGCCUUUCUGACAGCUGUAUUUCCUCCCAACAUUCAUGCGGCUGUGAAUUAAAAUGCAUAAAAACAUCAUUAAAAUGUAAAGGAAAUAUAAA